Messenger RNA from Amborella trichopoda, 1400 nucleotides. Its product is annotated as non-functional NADPH-dependent codeinone reductase 2. The record is from RefSeq and is a predicted model, not a curated record. Lineage: Eukaryota; Viridiplantae; Streptophyta; Magnoliopsida; Amborellales; Amborellaceae. Gene Ontology annotation, molecular function: oxidoreductase activity, acting on the CH-OH group of donors, NAD or NADP as acceptor.
UAUUCGAAGGGCCCGUCUUGGAGCGGCCAUCUGUCCUCUUCUUUUUGAAGUUUAUUGUGUGGCAUGGAAAUCGUUGCCUGCAAAUAUAGAACGAACCAGUCCUCACCACAUUCGUCUAGCGCUUUUUUCUACCUGUUAGAGAGAGAAACAGCUCUUUUCUACCCGAGAGAGAGAGAGAGAGAGAGAUUGUAUUGUUGAGAGUGAGAAAAUAAUGGGAGAAGUCCCUCAAGUGGUGCUAAAUUCAGGGCACAAGAUGCCAUUAGUAGCAAUGGGCACAGCCCAAUUCCCUUUUGUUGAAGACGAGUCUCUGAAGCUCCCAAUACUAGAGGCCAUGGUGUUGGGCUACAGGCACUUUGACACUGCUAAGUUAUACAAGUCAGAGAGAGCCCUCGGUGAAGCCAUCGCCGAAGCUCUCAACACAAAUAUCAUUAGAAGUAGAGGUGACAUUUUCAUUACAUCUAAGCUUUGGUGUACCGAUGUCCACCCUGACAAGGUCUUGCCUGCCCUUAAGGAAACACUAGAGAGGUUGAAGUUGGAGUAUUUGGAUUUGUAUCUCAUACAUUUUCCGGUGAGGUUGAGGGAAGGGUACAGGGGUUUUUCUUGGGCAGCAGAAGAUAUCCUCCCUGUUGACAUCAAAGGCACAUGGGGAGCCAUGGAAGAGUGUUGCAGAAUGGGGCUCACCAAAUCCAUAGGGGUUAGCAACUUCUCUAGCAAGAAGCUUGGAGAUCUGCUGGCCUACGCCACCAUUCCCCCUGCAGUUAAUCAGGUGGAAAUGCACCCACAAUGGCAACAGAGGAAGAUGAGGGAGUUUUGUGAAGCAAAGGGGAUUCAUGUGACUGCAUACUCUCCUUUAGGAGGGCAACGAGAUAUUGCUGGUCCUGUUGCAGUCUUGGACUGUGAAGUUCUCCAUGAAAUAGCUCGGGCCAAAGGAAAAACUGCUGCUCAAGUUUCUCUGAGAUGGGUCUUUCAACAAGGUGUGGGAUUGGUGGUAAAGAGCUUCAAUAAAGAUAGGUUGAAGGAAAAUCUAGAAAUAUUAGAUUGGGAGCUCAAUGAAGAGGACCUACUUAAUUUCAAGGAACUCCCACAAAAGAAGGUAUUUCCAACUCAAUAUUUUGUUUCACCCAAUGGGCCUUACAAGACAGUGGAGGAAUUGUGGGAUGAAGAUAUUUGAUACAUCCAAGGCAACCAGCUUCAAUAUGCUUUGAAGUAUAUAGGCUGAGAUCGCAGCAUAACUACUUUUUAUUUUCAUGCAAAUGUGGUCCUCCUUGUGAUUUAUUCUCUUUGACAUAGCUGCAAGUUGAAUGUAUUAUAAGACAAACCAACUCUUCCUCUUUCCAUCAUGGUUAACAAACUCCUGAUUUGGAAGUGCAUUUUCCAAGGCGGUCACCAUUAAUCUUGAC